AACUAUUGCUGACAAAAUAUCACGUGGGCGCUUCAUCUGUGGAACUGUAUUCUUAAUGGCAUGAUUGGUUCCUCAAACUGUAGGCAACUUGGUCUAACAGACUUUAGUCAAUAUCAUUAUAGUCAGUAUCGAAGGUUAAGGAUAAAGAAGUUUAUUUGCAGUUCGAAAACCAUAUUUUUUCCAUUCUAACAGAGAAAACAAGAACGGAUAGCGAGUUUUAGAAGGUAGGCUAUGUGUUGCGCGUCACUUACCCAAACUAAUCGAUCCGUACGAUUUUAGCACCUGCGAACGAACCAGAAACAAAGCAUACUGGGACUUUGGCAGAGCGUGUUUUUUUAGGGGGAUAGUACAGAAGCAUGCGUCAAAACUGAAAGAUGGAUAUCUGGCUGUGCCCCAAACCCCGACUCCCCUACGGCCAGUGCCGAUAGUGUCUUGGGCAAAAUGCAUGGUAGUUACCGACUACGUUUCCAAGUAACGCACUGUCUCUACAGAAGAGCGAAACCCGGAUUGCAACGACUUCUUUCCUCAAAUCCGGGAGUGAAAAAAAUUUAUUUCUUUAGCAAAGAGCCACUAAUGGAGGAACGAAACCUGUAGCCGGGUGAUAUACACUGAGAAGCCCCACAACCUCCGUUUUGUCACUCGAUUCCUUGUCAGAAAGAGUAAGGAAUGUUUGGAAUACAGAAACGACGGAUGUUUGAUGUUCUUUCUGUACCGGUUAUUGUGGCAGUGAUGUGCUGUGCUCAAAGCGCCAACGAACCAGGCAAUAUGUCUUUUGUGAAAGAGACAGUGGACAAGUUGUUGAAAGGAUAUGACAUUCGUCUUCGCCCUGACUUCGGAGGUGCACCGGUAGCAGUUGGAAUGAGUAUUGACGUGGCAAGCAUAGACAUGGUGUCUGAGGUCAACAUGGAUUACACGUUGACCAUGUACUUCCAGCAGUACUGGAGGGACAAACGUCUUGCCUACUCUGGGAUCCCUCUCAACCUCACCCUGGAUAACAGGGUGGCGGACCAGCUCUGGGUCCCUGACACAUACUUCCUUAAUGAUAAGAAGUCCUUUGUCCACGGUGUGACCGUUAAGAACCGCAUGAUCCGUCUGCACCCUGAUGGUACAGUCCUCUACGGACUGAGAAUCACCACAACUGCUGCUUGCAUGAUGGACCUGAGGAGAUACCCUCUGGAUGAGCAAAACUGCACGCUGGAGAUAGAGAGCUAUGGCUACACGACUGACGAUAUCGAAUUCUACUGGAAAGGAGGAGACACCGCCGUGACUGGCGUGGCCCGAAUAGAACUCCCUCAGUUCUCCAUCGUUGACUACAAUCUGGUCUCCCGAAAUGUUGUUUUCUCUACUGGUGCCUAUCCACGGUUGUCUCUCAGCUUUAGGCUCAAGAGAAACAUCGGGUAUUUCAUCCUGCAGACAUACAUGCCCUCCAUCCUGAUCACUAUCCUGUCCUGGGUAUCCUUCUGGAUCAACUAUGAUGCGUCGGCAGCCAGAGUAGCAUUAGGAAUCACUACCGUGCUGACCAUGACCACCAUCAACACCCAUUUGAGAGAAACACUUCCUAAGAUCCCAUACGUCAAAGCCAUAGACAUGUACCUGAUGGGCUGCUUUGUCUUCGUCUUCCUCGCCCUGCUGGAGUAUGCCUUUGUCAACUACAUCUUCUUUGGUCGAGGCCCGCAGAUGCAGAAGAAACUGGCAGAGAAGACAGAUAAAUCCACCAAUGACCGGCCCAGAUAUGAUGGAAACAAGUCUGUUCAGGAGGGAGGGAAUUGCAAGCCAUCGACCAUUAAACAGUCCAAUCAGGUACAAGGCCACCGUCACUCACGAGGGGUGGAUGCCCAGGGCAACAUCCUCCUGACCACCCUGGAGAUCCACAAUGAGGUGGCCGGGGGCGAAGUCACCACCAGCAUUAGUGAGGCACACAACUCUGCUUCCGUGGAGUUUGACAGCUCAGGGAUCCAGUACCGGAAGGCCAGUGGGCUUCGCUCGGACGCUGCUGGUCGCCAAGCCCUGGACAGAAGUACGCAGCCCAAGAAAGCACGUCUGCGUCGGCGGUCCUCGCAGCUAAAAAUUAAAAUCCCCGAUCUCACGGACGUCAACGCCAUUGACCGAUGGUCACGAAUCAUAUUCCCUGCAACUUUUUCCCUCUUCAAUUUGAUCUACUGGCUUUAUUAUGUGAAUUAAGCCACUGACCUGCGUGGUUUCCCCCUUCACAAUUCUCCUUUCCAUUUUAGAGGUAAAAGGAGACCUUUUUUGUCUUUUUGAGGGACGUGUUUGUGCGCCAAUAUGUUGAGUUUUUUUGUAUUUUUAAACCCUUGCAUUUCUGUGAAGGGUACCAAGGAAAGACGAAAAAUGCACUAAAUUGGGAUACACUUGCAAACACCUUCAAAUCCAUGUCUAUUUCUAUACACACACCCAUACACACCUUCAAACAUAGGAUCAAUUUUAUAAAGACUCUUUGUACAUAACCAAUGAAAGUCGUGGGACUUCCACAUGAGGCAGUCAGACCCUUUUUAACUUCUAUCAGCCAGGAAAAGUCAGCUGGGGUGAAUUUGUUCCAAGCGAUUUAGAUUAAAGGUGUCAUCUCCAAAUGUGACAUACCAGUCAGUCUCUGCUGUUAAGAGUACUGAGAACACAUAAUUGACAUUUGUAUUAUGCCAAAUCAUGGAAAUGCAAUAUAUACUUUAUUUAGGGUUGUGGUUUCACAAGUCUCAGUGUUGGAUAUUUUUCCAUGAGCUGUUCUAUUAAACUUUAGAAUUUUGCUGAUAUCUACAUAUUAUUGUGUAUGAAUGGACUCUGUUUGUAUAUAUUCAUGCUAUAAAAUGCUUUUGGGACAUCAUUUCAAUCUGCCUUGGGUUGAUAUAAAUCACUUUUCACAGACUUGGUGGAAGUACUUCAGCACAUCUAAAAAUAUCAUGGUUUUUACUCAUCACUGUUCAAGAAUAUCCAAAUGUAUAAAAGCAUAAAUGGCAGAAUUGGAAUUUUUAAAUCAGGCCCUACAAAUGAUUUCCGUCAUACUAACAUAUGCAUUAUAGGAUUAUGAUUAAGUAUCAUUCAUACAAUUAUGAUUCAAAUUGUUAAUUUUUGUCAGUGGAUCUAUAGCAUUUAGCAUGUUUAUUUUUUUCAGUGGUACAUUAUGACUCAUUUUUAAUGAAUGUUUGAGUCUGAUAAUAUUAAUGUAGGCCUUUUCUAAACCAUUGUAUGGUCCAUUGACAUUGUUUGUUUUAUUCUUUUUCCCAUUAUUCUCUUUUUCUGCCAAAUUGUAGGCUAAAGGAAUCGUGGUUUGGAGGGUAAAGUGUAAAAUGACCCAACUUGUCUCAGGUUCUACUCCAUAAUGUUCAUGCAUACUUUUCAUUGUUGGCCAUGUGCAUAUAUCAGCAUCAUUUGUUGCAAUUCAUUUCUGUUAUAUCUCCAUGUACACUAAACAUAAUGACUGCAUAUCAUACUUUAUCAUCUUAUUACAAUAGCAUGGUAGUGUUUAUAUCUACUGAAAUACACUAAUUGUAUUCCAUCCUGCUUUGGAGAUAAAUUUGCUGAGUUAUUUGAGUGCUUCAGCAACUGAUGACCAUGAUAUUCAGUGAGAGAAUGAUGUAAUUUAUUUAGAAUGCAGAAAUGAAUAAAUGACCCAAAUAUGUUUAUAUUACCUCUUGGAAAUAGUCUGUUCCGUCAGCAUGUCAUACUCUCAGGCAGCUUGGCAGAUAUGUUGUGUCAGUAGAUGCUCAUUAUUGCAAAUUUGAUUGCUCCUUUUCCUUCUAUUAUAUGUUGUAAAUAUAUGACACAAUAUCCAGAUAUGAUCUCUUUUAUGUUUUUCAUUUUCAAUUUAUUUUAUUCUUUUUUUGUUUGUUUGUUUCUCAGCAAAUCAUCACAUCUCUAUUAAUGAAAUGUUUGAAUUGGCAGGUGUGUGUUGGGUGGAUUUACAGAGAGUCCAGAGAGCAUUGGUUUUAAAAAUAAACUUCACUCUUUCAAGUA
This is a messenger RNA of Electrophorus electricus (electric eel), 3966 nucleotides long. RefSeq names its product gamma-aminobutyric acid type A receptor subunit beta3 (gene gabrb3). The record is from RefSeq and is a predicted model, not a curated record. Gene Ontology annotation, biological process: monoatomic ion transmembrane transport. NCBI's taxonomy places the organism in Eukaryota, Metazoa, Chordata, Actinopteri, Gymnotiformes, Gymnotidae. Gene Ontology annotation, cellular component: membrane. Gene Ontology annotation, molecular function: extracellular ligand-gated monoatomic ion channel activity; GABA-A receptor activity.